Parascedosporium putredinis is the source of this 729-nucleotide messenger RNA. The record is from the annotation of a GenBank genome assembly. Lineage: Eukaryota; Fungi; Ascomycota; Sordariomycetes; Microascales; Microascaceae.
AUGUUCCGACCAACUCUCUUCUCUCUUUUCCUAGGCGCCCAGCUCGCCACCGCCGGCGGGCUUCCCGAAUGCGCCCCGGUCGUACUGGAGCACAUUUGCCCCGGCGCGCCCGUCCCGGGUAGCAGAGCGGCCAUCCCGGGCGGUGACGCGACGCCCCAGGGCGGCCUGCCGGCGAGCCGGGACCGCCAAAUUGUCUACGUCAACCCCUUGGAGGGCCCGCCGUCCCAGGCGCCGGACAGGCUACCGGCGACGUGGGAGGAAUGGGGCUUCGUACCUACCCUCGUGUACCCGGCUUCGGUUCCGGCACCCGGCCACGCCGGGGACGGUGAUCACGGGCCCGGUCACGGAGGGUCGCGGCCCUUGGGACCGGGCAACGACGGGGGUAGCGAUGAUCAGGGUCACCACAGAGGCGGCGGCCACGGUCCUGGUCCUCACCCUCCGGGCCCUUUCCCGUUUCGCCCCCACAAGCCCGAGUCGAAGACGUCGAAAAGCUUGAGCCUUAGCACCAAAGUUCGACCGACUUCUACUAGGUCGUCCACGUCCACAGACGAACCCUCUUCCUCGGGAACUCCAAGGCCAUCCUUUUCAUCUACCGAGACCUCUGCAUCCACUGACACCUCUACAUCUACGGUGGAGGAGGCUACGACUACGGUACCUAUCAAUGCAACUUACAACACUCCACCCCCACCACUGAGGCGGGCACUACGACUACCAGCACUCUACGACUGA